Podospora pseudocomata is the source of this 1852-nucleotide messenger RNA. RefSeq lists its product as uncharacterized. Lineage: Eukaryota; Fungi; Ascomycota; Sordariomycetes; Sordariales; Podosporaceae. The coding region runs from base 452 to 1852 and encodes 466 amino acids. The transcript has 6 exons. The record is from RefSeq and is a predicted model, not a curated record.
UAUAUACAGGAUGCCCCUGAAUACCUCAGAGACACAGUAUGACCUGGGGGCAAUGACCCUGCUUUCCAACACACGCAACCUUUCGGUACAGACUACUCCUACUAUUUAGUAUCGACUCCACCCUGUUUCGUUGCCUGCGACAGCCGUCUUUCAAAUGACCUGCACGCUUUCCGAGCUGCAUAAGACCCGUGUAACCCUCCCGACCUUGCCCUUGUUAGCUGCUCUAAUUCGACCGACGGAAUAGUUGAGUUGUCAUUGCGUGCAGUACUCUGCACUCCACCACAGCAGGCAGCCCAGAGUCAAUGGCACUGGGAACCCCCGCUCUUUUCUUCCCGACAACCCCGUUAAAUUCGAAGACUGUCUUCUGCAUCUAUCAUCCCGCAUCGACUCUUGCUAAAGAUUUUCAAGCUACCCACUUUACCUUGCAUCAUCGCGCACUUUCUUUGGCAUCAUGGCCGACGCACUGGCCGUUAGUGGCCUGGCCGCUAGCAUUAUUUCACUCGGUAUUCAGGUUGGUGGCGGCAUCAUCAAGUAUCUCGAUGUGAUCAAAGGACGGGAUGAAAAUAUCGCCUGUAUUCGGCGGCUUGUUGACAGUCUUACGGAGAACUUGCGAAUUCUCGAAGCGUGCUCGACAUUCCUUCAUCCAAGUUACCCGGUUCCAACAACGACCUUGAUGCGUAAUCUCACGAAUGAGCUUCUUGCCCAUUUCACUACGCAGGGCCAAUCAUCGAAACGACAGGACACGAUCAAGCGUUCUAUGACCUAUCCUUUGGAGCGCUCAAAGCUCACGCAGCUGCUGGAUCUCAGCCAAGCCUUGAAUCUCGCGGCACUAACCUUGGGGCUGCAAGUCUCCGACUUCAUUUCGAGCAAGCUGGCGGAUGUCGAGUCCAACACCCAUGCCAAUUCCUCCAAACUAGAUGCAAUUCUAUCUCAAUUUCUGGCUCUCAACGUUUCCAUCAAUGAUGGGAAGGCUGCACUGAGCUCGGCGGUUUCAUCGAUUCGUGACAGCAACCAUGAUCUUGGCAAUCGUAUUCAGGAUUCCCAUUGUCAACAGGCCGCGAAUCACCUCCAAGUCACAGACCAACUGCUUGCCAUUAAGAAUUCGCAACACGUUUAUGCCGAUACCUUUAAUGCUCUCAAGUCUCAAGCGACAUCGCAUCACAUCGAGCUCAUCGAGAAGAGUCAAGCCACAGCGCAGAGGCAAAUCGAACUCGGGAUUCAACUUCUUAAUGAAGUCAGUCAACUGAGAGAGAUCACUCGGAAUUUCAUCAAGGACCAUGACAGCGGUGGCUACACUCCAUCUUCAGCCGACACUACCAUCUACCGACUUCUCUCGAAACCCAACGCCUUGAGAACCAUCUGUGAUUCGAGUUUGCCUUCUAGAAAAACACACAAUCAAGUCUCAGACGGUGUGACUUCGCAUGGAUCAACGUCAAACAGCCCGGGGUUUGAAGAACCCGUAAGCUCACUGUUAGCCGCAAGCUUGGAGUGCCAGUGUCGCCCGCGUACGCGGCGCAUGCGAAAGGACUGGCAGUUUAGCCACUUUGGCUCUUUGUUCAAAAUCAUCGACGUUGAAGAGUCGCACUUUCGAGGUUGUUCCUUUAACAAAGCAUCACGUCUUACAACACGGGAACGGGCAAGGAGGUAUCAGAUUCACAGGCUUGAGACGACUUUGCCGAAAGGCCAUAUAGAUGUCAGUUACCUUGGCCUAUGGAACUGGUGGCUACAGUAUGGGGAAGGCAGCCUCGACUUGGUUCCCCAUGGUGGAUGCCAGGAUUGCACCAGCUUGGAGGAUAGUGGGAGUAUUGGCGUCUUUGGCAGCGCACUUGCUGGUACCUCGGAUGCGGUCUGA